Parnassius apollo (apollo) is the source of this 633-nucleotide messenger RNA. The record is from the annotation of a GenBank genome assembly. NCBI's taxonomy places the organism in Eukaryota, Metazoa, Arthropoda, Insecta, Lepidoptera, Papilionidae.
AUGAUAAGAAAUGAGUUUGUCAUGUCUUACAAUUUAAACCGUUCUCAUCCCCAUCAAUAUUUUGAGCUGUGGAAAAAAUGUAGAAAUCAACUUGAGAAUAAAAAACAGAGUGACACGAUAACACCGAAUACCCCGAUCAUUCCUCUUGAUCUGUCAGUAUCAUCUAUAGAAGCGUCUACUUCAAACGAGGACGAUUCCAAACUGGAAUCAAGCCAGGCACUGGAAAGGAAUAGUGUUCCCGAAAUCGUCGAGUCUGAAAUUACAAAUGUGGAAACUGAAGAAAUGCAUGCAACUAAUAGUUCAAUUAUAAUAGAUUCGGCAAUCCGACUGCCAUCGGAUAAUUCCAUAUUAUUGGGUGAGACUAGUAUUUUACCCAAUUUACCACCCUUUGAUACAACUGAAGAUGUCAUAGAUUUUAUUAUUCAAAAUGAAAUAGACAUACCUGAUGUGAUACCAUUGCCAUGGUAUGAUACUUUAGAAAUAAUAGUAGAAAAAGACCCCAUUAUUGACGCUCCUAAUAAAUGCUCUUCUCCUCAGAAUAACGCAUCAUCCAUACCAGCCAUUCCCAGUUGCAGCAAUAACACUAAUCAAGCAAAAAAUUCGCUUGAGUCCACAGUUGAUAGACUGCAAUAA